Penicillium antarcticum is the source of this 1869-nucleotide messenger RNA. RefSeq lists its product as uncharacterized. Gene Ontology annotation, molecular function: DNA binding; DNA-binding transcription factor activity, RNA polymerase II-specific; zinc ion binding. The transcript has 3 exons. Gene Ontology annotation, cellular component: nucleus. Bases 1 to 1869 code for a protein of 622 amino acids. Lineage: Eukaryota; Fungi; Ascomycota; Eurotiomycetes; Eurotiales; Aspergillaceae. Gene Ontology annotation, biological process: DNA-templated transcription. The record is from RefSeq and is a predicted model, not a curated record.
AUGGAGAACGGACAUGAAAGGCCUUAUCGGUCCCACACAAAGCCCGCAUGCAUACCCUGCCGCCGGAGGAAAUCGCGAUGCAAAAUUGAGCCACACUCAGAGGAUUGUCUUAUGUGCCGUGUGCAUGGCACGGAAUGUUCAUUCCCUGAUGGCCGAGCGAAGAGGACACCUCAAAAAAGGCGUGCCUCCGAGGUUGCUCCGGUGCUACCAUCUCCAUCACUAAGGGCACCUGCUGCAUCUGCUCAGCCGCUGGGCGUAUUCCCCCUUGUGGCAGCUUCGCCUCAGUUCUCGGUUCCAGCACAGGGUCAAAAUGAUCAGGAUACACCUCUCUCUCUUGAAGCCGAAGAUGACAAUCCACACAUCCUCGGUCCGGCAGUGACUGGAGACAAUCAUGUCUUGGCUGAUUAUCUAUCAAAUAUUUCAGGUGGACAAGGGAUUCGCGAGAUCCGUCCCGUUGAACCUGGCAGCUCUUCGUCCCCUGUGAUUUUUACAAAAGUACAGAAAAGACCAUUCGGUCUGACUUGGAAUUCCAAUCCAGCCCUUCAUAAACUGCAGAUUAUUGAAAAGCUCGUUGAACCAUGGGGCUCACACCUCAUUGACCUUUAUCUGAAGAGGAUCAACCCCUGUCUACCCUUGCUUGAUGAAAAUUCGUUCCGAGCCCAAUACGCUAAUGCUAGACAUCGUAUCUCACCUGCCUUGCUAGCAUGUAUUUAUGCCCACAUGCUGACAUACUGGCAAUACGAUCCUCUUUUAUCGCGUGAAAGAUGCCCGGACGUUCGUUUUGUCUGGAAUCUUGCCAUUGAGGCCUCCUAUUCCGAGCUACACGCUUCUGCUGGAAUUUCAACCAUCAAAGCCAUUCUACUAGAUGUAGGUGGCCGACCAACAACGUCAAUGACAGGCAAUGGUGUCAGACUUGCUUCAGCAACUGCCUUGUGUCAUUCAUUGGGGCUAAACCGAAAUCCAUUACCAUGGGACAUUCCCAAAGCUGAAAAACAUUUGAGAAUGAAGAUAUGGUGGUCCAUCUUACUUCAUGACCGUUGGUCCAGCCUAGCAUAUGGCACGCCCCCUCAUAUCAGAAGAUCUCAAUACGAUGUGCCUUUACCAAUACCCGAAUAUCUGACGGGUUCGGAACGAGAUAGCGAUGCUAAUGCGGUGUUUAUUGAACUUAUGCACCUGACAGAAGUAUUGGACAUCUGUUUGGAGCACGUAUACAAUAUCCGUACAGCAGCAGAUCCUCCAACCAAGAACCUUGAGCUAGAAUUAAACAAAUGGGUGGAUUCACUCACUGGGAACAUUCGCAGGAUUGUCAUUCGAGGCUCGAAUCUUGAGACACCCGGAUCCUCAAAUUUGCGGCUCGCAUAUCUCGCAACGUGCCUUCUCCUUCGACGAAUUGAUUUAGACCGGGAAAGGAAAUCACAAGAUUCCAACGGAGAACAGAUGGCAAAUCGGGUCAUGGAAGCCCGCAGAACGGCUGAAGAUAUUGUGUUUUUGGUUCAAGAACUGGGCGAAGCACAGCUGGGGGACUUUUGGCUACCUGUCGUUGCAUUCACAUUCUCAUCAACAGUGACAUUCCUAAUCCGUUGCGCACUGGAGACGGAGCAGGCGGCUGGUCUAUCACAAAGCACCUCACUUCGAAUGGCGAAUGACUUUUUAAAUUCUUUGCGGUCGCACCAGAAGGAUUUUGGGUGGGACCUUGCUGAUAUCUGUUUAGCGCAGCAUUCGGAUGUCAUUGACAAGCUGUUGAAAUCGGGACCACCGGCAGUGGCUUCUGAUGUGGCAAGCGUUGAGUUGGGUCACCAUUUCAUGCCGGAUAUGUCGUUUGUGGACGACAUGUUUCCUAGCAUUUGGGAUACCCUACAAAGUAUAUAG